CCCAUUUGUGUAUACACGCUUGCGCAAAUCAAUGUUAUGAUAUUUAACAGUUAUCAACAUGUCUGCCUCCUUGGUGCGAGCGACAGUCCGGGCGGUCAAUAAAAGAAAGAUUUUACCAACAAGAACCGCUUUAACACUGACUCCCGCAGCUGUGAGCAAAAUCAGAUUGCUGCUGCAGGAAAAACCAGAAUACAUUGGUUUGAAGGUGGGAGUGAGAACACGCGGCUGUAAUGGUCUGACUUACACUCUGGAAUACACAAUGGACAAAGAGAAAUCGGAUGAGGAAGUCCUACAAGAUGGUGUAAGAGUGUUUAUAGAGAAGAAGGCUCAGCUCACCCUUCUGGGAACUGAGAUGGACUUUGUGGAGUCAAAGCUGUCCAGUGAAUUUAUCUUCAACAACCCUAACAUCAAGGGCACUUGUGGCUGCGGAGAAAGCUUCAACAUCUGAGCGUCAUCGAGCCGCCAUCCCUCCCCGUUCCUCUCACUGGCUCGGAAACCCCGACUUUCUCUAAAGACAUAGACUGCUGACGAGGAUGUUUGGUGUGAGGAAAUCUUUGAGAUGUGGACACCCCUCAUUUCCUGCCGCUUCUUUUCCUGCAAACCAUUCACACAUUCGUACCAGAUCAAUCUAGCUAUGUAUUUUAGUGUUCCCUAGAAGAUUUCAGCAGGAUUUGUAGUCAAAGCCAGAAAUAAUUUUAGGUUGAAGUUCCUCUUGUGUUGAAAACCUUUCUCUGCAUUCUCAGUUCUGUGUUUGAGAAAACAUUAGGAUCCAGAAGCAAGACGUUUUUAGUGUUUUUACACAUUAUAUUUUCAGUCAAAUCUAAGAUAACUGCAGGAGAAAAAUAGUGCAAGGAGGUGUUAAUUAAAUCAGAGAGCCGGAGAGGUUUUGGUCAUUAAACCUAUUAGGAUGUAUGAUAGUAGUAAGAAUCCCAUUUCCACUGAUGUCCAGACAGGACAAACCAACAUGAGCACUCUAAGGCAGUGUCCUGUUCUCCAGUGUAAUCUGUGGAAUAACUGGAUGAGCUCAAGUGUCUUGAAGCUGUUUUAUCAGUUUGUAACAUUGCUAAAUAUAUAUUUAUCGGUGUGUAAAUAGAAAAGAAACAUGUAAAUUCCUUGAACAAGAAACACGCACAAAAACAAAUGCACAAAACAUGUAUCCCUCAUGUAAGAGUACACAAGGUUUCUGAUAGUUUGUUUUAGCCUGAUCAGAGGCAAGAUUGUUUAUGUUGACUGUGUGCUCUUAGAAAUCAUUAACCUGUGCAAUAUGUCUGUACAUAAAAAUAAUAAAAGGCAAAAUUCA
This is a messenger RNA of Girardinichthys multiradiatus, 1300 nucleotides long. It is a transcript of the gene isca1, whose product is annotated as iron-sulfur cluster assembly 1. The coding region runs from base 59 to 448 and encodes 129 amino acids. The record is from RefSeq and is a predicted model, not a curated record. The transcript is spliced from 4 exons. Gene Ontology annotation, biological process: iron-sulfur cluster assembly. Lineage: Eukaryota; Metazoa; Chordata; Actinopteri; Cyprinodontiformes; Goodeidae. Gene Ontology annotation, cellular component: mitochondrion; cytoplasm. Gene Ontology annotation, molecular function: 2 iron, 2 sulfur cluster binding.